This is a messenger RNA of Epinephelus lanceolatus (giant grouper), 2378 nucleotides long. RefSeq names its product YES proto-oncogene 1, Src family tyrosine kinase (gene yes1). NCBI's taxonomy places the organism in Eukaryota, Metazoa, Chordata, Actinopteri, Perciformes, Serranidae. Gene Ontology annotation, biological process: protein phosphorylation. Gene Ontology annotation, molecular function: ATP binding; protein tyrosine kinase activity; protein binding. The record is from RefSeq and is a predicted model, not a curated record.
UAUUCCUUCUUUGGCCUCGUCGGCUCCUCGGUACUAGUCCGGCUAUUGUUGUGUGUCUUUCAGGGCGACCCUGACCCAUCAGCAGGCGGUGAUUUCUGGAUAUUUUAACACUUCUGCCUGGCUCUCACUCCGCCAUAUUAACUAGGCUUUGUGUGGCGGCGGUGUGUCCUCGUUUUUAAGGAAUAUAAAGGAUCCCAGCGGAGGACUUUGGUCUGGUGAAGUAGUCAGUCGGUAUGGGACAGACGGAAGACUGAGAUUCCACGUUAGAGAUUUGAGCUGGUGUCGGCUGUUUCCACUUCUUUGGGCUGUUGACGUGAGAUAAAAAACGUGGAGGAAAUAAAAGGAAAGCUCACAGGACGCAUGUAGCCGAAGUAUUACUCUGCAAAGGUCGCUUAUAAGGCUUGACGAUGGGUUGCGUCAGGAGUAAAGAGGACAAGGGCCCGGCGUUGAAGUACCGACCCGACAACUCAAAUGCCACACCAAUCAACGCCCACCUGGGCCACUACGGGCCCGACCCCACCCUGAUGGGUCAGUCACCAGCUAUGAAGACACACAACAACAGCUACAACAGUCACGCUGCUGCCCUCACACCGUUUGGCGGAGCAUCUUCGGUCAUGACGCCCUUUGGUGGGGCCUCCACCUCCUUCACCUCGGUGGCUGUAAGCAGUCCCUUCCCCAGUGUCAUCACAGGCGGUGUAACAUUUUUCGUAGCACUGUACGAUUAUGAAGCAAGGACGUCAGAUGAUUUGUCAUUCAAAAAAGGGGAUCGCUUCCAGAUCAUCAACAACACGGAAGGCGACUGGUGGGAGGCUCGCUCCAUCAACACCGGACAGAAAGGCUACAUCCCCAGUAACUACGUGGCUCCAGCCGACUCCAUACAGGCUGAAGAAUGGUACUUUGGUAAAAUGGGCCGCAAAGAUGCAGAGCGCCUCUUAUUGCUUCCAGGGAACCAGCGGGGCACUUUCUUGGCACGGGAGAGUGAGACGACCAAAGGUGCCUACUCCCUGUCUAUCCGGGACUGGGAUGAGGUGAAGGGAGACAAUGUCAAACACUACAAGAUCCGAAAGCUGGACAACGGUGGUUAUUACAUUACCACACGGGCCCAGUUUGAGACACUACAGAAGCUCGUGAAACACUACACAGAACAUGCAGAUGGACUGUGCUACAAGCUGACAACUGUGUGCCCCACAGUGAAGCCUCAGACUCAGGGACUAGCUAAGGAUGCUUGGGAAAUCCCACGAGAGUCCCUCCGACUGGAGGUCAAACUGGGCCAGGGCUGCUUCGGAGAAGUCUGGAUGGGCACAUGGAAUGGCACUACUAAAGUGGCUAUCAAGACCCUGAAGCCGGGCACCAUGUCCCCAGAGGCCUUCCUGCAGGAGGCUCAGAUCAUGAAGAAACUCCGACACGACAAACUGGUGCCUCUCUAUGCCGUGGUGUCUGAGGAGCCCAUCUACAUUGUAACAGAAUUCAUGGGCAAAGGUAGUUUACUGGACUUCCUGAAGGAGGGAGACGGUAAAUAUCUGAAGCUGCCCCAGCUGGUGGACAUGGCUGCACAGAUCGCAGACGGCAUGGCCUUCAUUGAGAGGAUGAACUACAUCCACAGGGACCUGAGAGCCGCCAACAUCCUGGUGGCUGAUAACUUGGUGUGUAAGAUCGCCGACUUUGGCCUGGCUCGGCUCAUCGAGGACAACGAGUACACCGCCAGACAAGGUGCUAAAUUCCCCAUCAAGUGGACGGCCCCUGAAGCUGCUCUGUACGGCCGCUUCACUAUCAAAUCAGACGUCUGGUCGUUUGGUAUACUACUGACUGAACUGGUGACCAAGGGCAGAGUACCAUACCCAGGUAUGGUGAAUCGAGAGGUACUCGAGCAGGUAGAACGAGGCUACCGCAUGCCCUGCCCACAGGGGUGCCCCGAGUCCCUCCACGAGAUGAUGAGGCAGUGCUGGAAGAAGGAUCCAGACGAAAGGCCGACCUUCGAAUACAUCCAGUCCUUUUUGGAAGACUACUUUACAGCCACAGAGCCACAGUACCAGCCAGGGGACAACCUCUAGUCUGGGGGAUUUGGGGGGCGAACUCUGGCAUCACACAGAGGUACAUCAGUGGAGAGCAAAGCUUGGGACAACAGAGGACUUCAACAUGGGGAAAAGCCUUGACGAGGCUGCAGAGAAAGAGGUUUUAAUGCUACAAACUAGUCUACAACCACACUGGUAUAUCUGCAAGAAGAAAUUGUUUUCUGACGUAGAGGUUUGUCCCUUGUGUACGAGGGGACCAAAUGUUUGGGGAAGUGUCCAACUGUGCAGAUUGGUGCUGGUACGUUAAGCUCUGGGAACCUUGCUAAUCAGAAUAAUCCAUAUGGACUGGCCACAACACUGUGAUUU